Molecule: messenger RNA, 4187 nt
Organism: Drosophila nasuta
Lineage: Eukaryota; Metazoa; Arthropoda; Insecta; Diptera; Drosophilidae
Gene: ltl
Product: leucine-rich repeat-containing larval translucida
Exons: 4
Coding region: 819-3305 (828 amino acids)
Molecular function (GO): protein binding
Source: RefSeq, a predicted model, not a curated record
GCUCAGUCACAAGCCGACCGUAUAGACGUGAAGACGUGAACAUCGGGUCUACAAAUCGAUAGUGCUACUUCUCAAUCAAUAUAUACAUAUAUAAAAUAGAUUUUGAAAAACCACUCAAUAAUACUCGCGUAUUAAAUACAAGAAAAUAUAAUAAAAAACCAAAAAGAAUUCGACUACGAAUUAAUGAAUUAAUAAUAAAAAGAAAUUCAAGAAAAAAUAUGAAAACAAAAUAAUUCGAAAUACGGUGUUUAAUAUUUUUUUUGUCUUAGAGAUUAAUAUAUCAACAGUGUCAGAGGUCGUCAAUCAGUGUGUGAGUAAAAGAGAGUGUACCAUCAGUGAGUGAGACAGAGAGAGGGAGAGGGAGAGGGAGAGAGCGAAAGCGAGUGCAGCCCACAGGCACCACAGAACAUAUGUACGACAAUCUCUGUGGGUUGUUGUUGCAUUUUCGAAUCGAAUUUUUGUUGUUUUUGAAGCGCGUUUUUGAGUGAAAUUCGACGCCGCCAUCCUCCAGCUGAAAAGUGAAUACAAUUUUCAAAAGAAACGCGCAGAGAGCACACAACGUUCACCAAAAUAAAGAAAAUUCCAAAACGAGAAAAGAAAAAAAAAGAAAAGAAAAACCAUAAGUAUGGAAACUCCAGCACAACACAUGUUCAAAAACGAGUAGUUCGGGAAAACUAAAAACGAAACAUUUCCAAACACACAAAACAAUCAAAUACUCAGCGAAGCAAUCGGAGUUUGAAAGAACAAAGUUUUAGUGCACAAAAUAAAACGAAAAGAAAUCUUAACGGUUUGGUAAAGUAAUCGAGACUGUUACCAAAAUGACUUCCUUAAUGUACGCAGUGUUUCACAUUGCGACAAUGCAAUGUUCCGUUAGGCCGGAAAUAUCGCCGUGCACAUGCGAAACGGGCAAAGCACCGAAUCAUGUGGAAUUGGCCUGCGAGAAAUUGGAAUCGUUUAAUGCGGUGGUCGAUAGCUUGGCCAAUAAGCUGAACCCUGAUGUUAGCAUUGAUCUGAAAAUAACUUACUCUCAACUGGAUGAUUUGGAGAUGCGUUCGUUUCGGGACAUGAACUUUAAUCUAUACAAACUACGCAUGCAAUGGAACCGCCUAAGAUCGCUGCCAGAGCUUCCAUUUCGCGGGUUAUCGAAUGUCACCUACUUAAGUGUCGGUGACAACGAACUCGACGAGAUUCCGAAACACGUCUUGAACCACAUGCCCAAGCUGCAGACACUCGACAUAGGGAGAUGCAACAUACGAGCGGUGCAACAGGACGAUCUCAAGGGGAUACAAAUGGUGACGAAUCUGAUAUUGCCGAGCAACAACAUAACACGACUCGAUCGAGGCGCAUUUCCGUUGAGUUUAAUCAUCUUGCAUUUGGGGAGAAAUCAAAUCGAUUCGUUAAAUGGUUCUCUGCAUGAUUUGGCCAUGUUGCAAUCGCUGUUCAUAAAUGCGAACAACAUCAGCGAUCUCGAUGACGAGUUGCCCGAUGGCAGCAAGUUGCGAUUGCUGAUGGCGCACAACAAUCGAUUGGAGAGACUUCCUGCUAAUAUGGUUGGAAUGGAUGAUCUGGAGACGAUUCAUCUGCACUUUAAUCGUCUGCGAUCGUUUGAUCGCGUUUUACGGAAUGCUCAGUAUCUGAAUGAGUUGCUGGCGAAUAACAACGAAUUGGAGUUUUUGGCCCAAGAUGAAUUUCAAGCUUGUGGACAAAUGGAAACUUUGAAUUUGGCUUGCAAUCACAUUCGUUCGUUGAACUCCUCUCUGCAUCCCAUGUCCAAGCUGAAGAUCGGUAACUUUUCGUUCAACGAUAUCGAUGAGUUCUCCAUGGAAGAGCUGCAGGGAUUGCGUUCACUGAAGGUCUUAGAUUUAUCCUACAAUCGCAUACAUAGUUUGUUGCCCGCUCAGAAAGUGUUGUUGGAGCUGCCUCUGAUGGAUCUGCGACUCGAUCACAAUCAGAUCUUUACACUAGAUGGCGCUCUUGCCGGCUUGGGCAAUCUUCGCAUUCUCAGUCUGCCGGAGAAUCAAAUUGAGCAUCUUUUACCGGGAGAUUUUAGUGGCAUGCAUCGUCUCGAGAUACUCGACUUGACUUCGAAUCAAUUGUUGGAUCUAAAACCACUUGAAACGACAAUGCUUCCGAAUCUGAAGAUCCUUAAGGUAGCCUACAACAAUAUUAGCAAACUGGAGCACGAUUUCUUUGGCCUCCCGGUUUUGUGUCAAGUCAAUUUGACCAACAACCAAAUCUCGAGCAUCUCUGGCGAACUCGUCACCAAGACGCGCUGCAGAAAUCACAAUGUCGCUGGCAAACUGGAGAUUCAUUUAGAUCAGAAUCCCAUCAUGUGCGAUGUGCACCUCAAUGAGCUGUGCCCCUUGAUGCAUGCGCAGGAGGCGCGCAUUCGAGGUCGUUCCAAGUGCUUCGAGGCCGAUCAGGAAGUGUGCACGGUGCUUCCGAUGCUCUACAAGUUGGAGUUGCCUCCGUGGGUGAUGAAGCUGAACAUGGGCGAAAACGAGGGCGCAAAACCGAUUGUGCAAAUGAUUUUGCCAUCGCCGCUGCUGAUUAAGACGAAGGAGGAGUUGCCACCGAUUAUUGCCACAUUGGGGCAGCCGAUAAUUAAUCCUGUUAUACUGGCCGCACCACCGGCAUUGCCAAUUUUGCUGAGCAGCACCACAGCAGCUGCUCCCGUCGUGGAACCAGAGCCGGAAAUCAAUUCAACAACAACAACGACAACAACAACAACGACCACUGAAAGAACGACAGCAACAACGACAACAACGCUUCCUCCUCUGAUCAGUUCGACUCCAAUUGCUGCAAGUCCGGAGCUGGCUGCCACUGAAAUGGUGACAACCACAGCACCCACAACAACAACCACAAUAACGACGACAACCACGAGCACAGCGACGCCCCAGGAGCCCAAUGUGGUGUCCCAAGAGGUGCAACUAAAUCCGAUUCUUGAUGUGAACGCAACCGUUGAGUUCCCCUUGCCAGUGGAACAGCCAAAGAACGAGGCCAACGAGGAGGAGCAACUGUUGCAGCUGCAGCCGCCGUUGGUGGCAACUGACGAGGCGGAUCAGCAGCAUAAACGUGUCGCCGAUACGGUGGCCAAGACGGAGUACGAAACUGUUGAUUAUAUUCCGAAUGAGGUGGUGAGACCGACGCCGCCGCAGCCGCCGUUGAGCAAAUCGAAUCUGCUCGAGGAGGAUUCGGAUUCGCAGUCGAAUUCUGUGCACGAGGAAUACUCAUCGGUGCUGCUCGCCGACAUGGAGCAUGCGGCACAGAAUUUACAAAUACCCGAGGAGCCGCCGGAGGAGUGAGCCUCUUUUGCAACGAAAACACAAAAAAAUAACUCAAAAGAAGAGCACACAAUUAUUUAAAUGUAAAGGCGCUGGUAGGCGGGAGGUGGAAAGGGCGUGAGGCGAGGGAGUGGGCGUGGCAGUGAAACGAAUAAUUUUCAUUUUAAGUUAAUUUAGUUUUUAUUUUUAUGAUUUCACGAAUUCGCACAAUUCGAAUUUUGAAUGCGCGCCAAUUCGAUCAGUUUUGUUGAGUUAUCGAUAAAUUUUUGAACAGGAAACGAUUCGUUGACACGCAGUUUAGACGCAACAACAAUGCGACAGAGAUAAAUGAAAACAGGACCAACAGGAGACGUAACGAAAUGGACUUAAGUUAUAAGAUGAUUUGCUGGGGGGUCAAAAAAUCAGAGAGUUUGUCUGGCCUUAGUUACGAAUGAGAAAGAGGAAAAGGAGGAAGUGGCAGCGUUAUCGAGUAUGCAUACGAUUUACAUAUACGAUACAACAACGAUAUAUGUGUACAUCGAUAUAUAUAUAUUUAAUAACUGUAUACACAAUAUGUACGUUGAAGUUUAAAUGUAGGUACUUAUAGAAUUAAACAAAAACCGAAACAAAAGCAAACAGAUCAGAGAGAAAAAAAUAAUAAAAGCACAAAAACCGAAUCGAAAAAUAACAAAAAAAUAAGAAAAGAAAGAAGAAAAACGCAUAUACAUCAAGUUAAUGUUGAAUAACAACACACGCAUAUACACUCACACAACCGUAGCAACGCACACACAUACACACACACACCCACAAACACACAUAUAAAAAUAUAUUGUUGUCAGUUAACAAAUGAAAUUAGUUUGUAGCGCGUAAUUAUAUAAAAAAUGAAAUGGUAUUCUAAAUAAAGUCUUAAAUAAAAACAAAAUA